Molecule: messenger RNA, 1758 nt
Organism: Aspergillus lentulus
Lineage: Eukaryota; Fungi; Ascomycota; Eurotiomycetes; Eurotiales; Aspergillaceae
Source: RefSeq, a predicted model, not a curated record
AUGGCUGGCACAUAUACUUUCCUUCCCGGCGACCUCAACGCUUCAUUGAAAGCCCGGAAUAGACCCUACACUGGACUCCGCUUGCCCUCGUCGUCUUCUGCUAAGAAGCGGGCCUCGUCCUUCUAUCCUGAGCACGGCCCAGAGAUUGUGGACGAGACCAACCCGGAUCCAUUCUAUCUCGAACACUCCCUGGGCAGGUCGGGUGCUUGGGGCCGUGGCAGACGGGACAUUCGCGAUGUCCGAUUCUGCGAGGAGUCCAAUCAAUAUUUCAUGUUAUCCUCCGUGAAUCACAGUCAGAAGGAACCGACGUUUCCCAAAUCUGUAAGAGGCGAAUCGAAGCGGACUCGUGGUCCCAGUCAACCUGAUCGAUCGACAAUUACCGUCGUUGGAUUCGAUCAUCAAUACUCUAUUCCACCACAAGUUGCAGUUCCACGUUGGGAAAAGCACCCCUUGCACGAGAGCCAGGGCUCUUUCAGCUCCGAACAGACCGACGCAACUCCCGACUUGACUCCGAGCAGCUCGUUCUCGUCAAACUACUCCUCCCCAAUCUACCCCGACAGUGGCCUGCAGGGCUCUGAGUACCCUGUUCUGCCAGUCCAGUUGCCAGCCCAGAGUACAUAUUCAAAGUCCCUGGAAAAGUUCCACCAAGCAUCUUCUAAGCCACCAGUCGGUCUACGACCAGCUUCGUCCAACCGUCCGCCAACACCUGCGCGGAAUACUGAAUUCACAAGUUCCGCGGAAACUUUGAGAAUGCCUCGAACAGAGGGCCAGGACCUCUCGGCCCGACGCGGGAAACCGCUCCCCUCUCUUCCUAUCAAUCCCCGUCACGGCAGUGGUGUGCCCAGCAAGAGGAGCACAAAUUCCGGCCGUCGACCUUCAAUUGAACCCUCGAUGAUUUCCCCUCCCAGUCUCAUCAACCCUGUCACUCUCGAGCCUCACACAACCCAUUUCGAUCAAGCUAUGUUUAUUCCUGCCAACGAUUGCCCCAGCCCUGUACCCAGUCGUGGCCCGCCCUCUCCAACGACGACGAGUGAGGCUCCCAUCUCCUCGAGAAGUCAGAGGCCGUCGACCUCAGCCUCCGAGGCCCCGUUCGAGCAUUCUGUGUGGGAGCCUGAUUCUGAUUCUGAGUCCCUGGGUCCGAGAUCACUGUCGAAGAAGCCCAUGGACACCCUGAAAAAAGUCCGCAGUCGGGUGCAACUCCGUGUUGCGAAGUCCGCUCCCAAGUUGCAGAACUCCACAGCCUCUGCGCCCACAGAUCCGCCCCUAGAGAAAUUCCCAACAAUGCCUGAUCAUCCUCCCAGAGAUCCAUUUCCCGAACCUGUCAAAUCCAUGGCACCGUUGACUUUGUCAAGUCGUGAGGUCUUUCGGCCGUCACCGUUGCAGACACUGCGACUCGUCAACCCGUCGACUACCUCCCUUGCGAGACCUCGAACACCUCGGUCUCGCCGAAACAGCAGCCAAACCAGGGGUCAGGACCGGGAUCAGCCUCGGAACUACGACUUUGACCGGUCUGCUGCCGCUGCCAUCCAGGCCAGAUCCCGACGCAAACAGCGAUCAGAUUCGCUUGCCACUUCGCGCGUAACUGACAGGGAAAAGGUCUGUACUUUCUGCCACGAGGAUCGAUCUGAUGUGGCCAUUCAUCACAGCCUGACACUUGCGCGCCCUCCCCUCUACAAACGUGUGUGGGAGUCAUUGCGUCUCCUUGGCUGUCAUGGUGACAUAACUCCUCCUAAGUCCUUUCCACGAAAGUCGAUGUAA